Bombina bombina (fire-bellied toad) is the source of this 3133-nucleotide messenger RNA. RefSeq names its product mitogen-activated protein kinase kinase 4 (gene MAP2K4). Gene Ontology annotation, biological process: MAPK cascade; protein phosphorylation. NCBI's taxonomy places the organism in Eukaryota, Metazoa, Chordata, Amphibia, Anura, Bombinatoridae. Gene Ontology annotation, molecular function: JUN kinase kinase activity; ATP binding; hydrolase activity. The transcript has 15 exons. The coding region runs from base 289 to 2322 and encodes 677 amino acids. The record is from RefSeq and is a predicted model, not a curated record.
GUUGAACUAUCUGCUGGAUUCCCAAUUACCGGACCCUACUCUCACUUACCUCCUCAUUUGAUUCCUCUACAAGAUUCCUCAGUGGGGUAACGGAAGAUUAAUUACCUUUUCUCAGUGUCUCUCUGCCUCAGCCGCAGCCGCUGCUACAUUCCAGGCUGUCGGCUCUGCCUGUGACGUCACACGCUCACUUCCUCCGCAUCAUUCAGCAUUUCACACGCUGCCUGCCUGCUCCACCAUCAGACUUCCCAGCUCCUGCAGCGUUUCAGAACGUAUUUGAUACCGUGGGCAAUGACCACGAGCAGACACUGCAUAAAGGAAAGUGAUAAGGAACAAGAAAGAAUGGAAGUAAAACAAAAUGAACAGAAAGAGAGAGAGAUGGAGCAGCAGUUGGACCAUUCAAUGGAAGCAGGUGAUUAUGGCACCAAAGAGCCAGUUGUGACAGCACAGCCAUACUUUACGUUCGGAAUCAUUGCAGAUAUCCAGUAUGCUGACAUGGACGAUGGAUACAACUUCAUGAAGACUAGGAAGAGAUAUUACCGGAACAGUCUGAUACUGCUCCAAAAUGCUGUGUAUGAAUGGAGCACAGAAUCCGUCAAACCAAUAUUUAUCCUCCAACUUGGGGACAUCAUAGAUGGCUUUAAUACAAAGAAUAAUGGUUCAGAAACCUCACUAGCCAAGGUUUUGUUAGAAAUAGAAAAAAUUAAAAUCCUGUGUCAUCACAUCUGGGGAAACCAUGACUUUUACAACUUCAGCAGGAAAUAUUUACAACAUUCAAAGCUGAACACAAAACCACUGGAUAGGUGCACAGGUCAGCUUGAUAUGACAUCACAGAGCAGCCAAUCGGAAGAGGAGACAUUCUAUGCUUACCAUUUUAGCCCACAUCCCAAAUUCCGAAUCGUACUGAUAGACUCUUAUGACCUCAGUGUUUUAGGGAGAGAUCCGUCUCAUACAAAGUACAAGAAAUCCAUGCAAAUGCUUAAAGAAAACAACCACAACGAGGACUUAAACAGCCCUGAAGGUCUGAAGAAGCCCUACUUUGUACAAUUUAAUGGCGGUAUCAGUGCGUCUCAGCUUAACUGGAUAAACCACGUUCUUACGUCUUCAGAUGAAAAAGAAGAAAAGGUGAUUGUAGCAGGUAAACGCAAAGCUCUGAAGUUGAACUUUGCCAACCCAGCCUUUAAAUCCACAGCGAAAUUCACCCUAAACACGACCAUUCAACACCCACAUAUGCUCCCGAAACCAGAAACCAUGAAAAACCUUGAGACUUCGUACCAAAAACCGGAAGUGCGGGUUGCUGCAAAGACGUUCUGCUCUAAUGAACAGGCAACAAAAAACAGGCUAGAACGCUUGAGGACGCACAGCAUCGAAUCAUCAGGGAAGUUAAAACUCUCCCCGGAACAGCACUGGGACUUCACGGCAGAAGAUCUGAAAGACCUGGGAGAGAUCGGUAGAGGGGCUUACGGAUCUGUCAAUAAAAUGAUUCACAAUCCCAGUGGGCAGAUAAUGGCUGUGAAGAGGAUUCGCUCAACCGUCGACGAAAAAGAACAGAAGCAGCUCCUAAUGGACCUUGAUGUUGUCAUGAGGAGCAGUGACUGCCCAUAUAUUGUUCAGUUUUAUGGGGCGUUAUUCCGAGAGGGCGACUGCUGGAUCUGCAUGGAGCUUAUGUCUACCUCGUUUGACAAAUUUUACAAAUAUGUUUAUGGUGUAUUAGAUGACGUUAUUCCAGAGGAAAUUUUAGGCAAAAUCACUUUAGCUACUGUGAAAGCGUUAAACCACUUAAAAGAAAACUUGAAGAUAAUUCACAGAGAUAUAAAACCUUCCAAUAUUCUUCUCGACAUAAAUGGAAACAUUAAACUCUGUGAUUUUGGCAUCAGCGGACAACUAGUGGAUUCCAUUGCCAAGACCAGAGAUGCUGGGUGCCGACCGUACAUGGCGCCUGAGAGGAUAGACCCGAGUGCAUCCAGGCAAGGCUAUGAUGUCCGCUCUGAUGUGUGGAGCUUGGGAAUUACAUUGUAUGAGCUAGCCACAGGCCGCUUCCCAUAUCCCAAAUGGAACAGUGUAUUUGAUCAACUGACGCAGGUGGUGAAGGGUGACCCGCCGCAGCUAACCAAUUCCGAGGAACGAGAGUUUUCACCAAGCUUCAUCAACUUUGUCAAUUUGUGCCUUACAAAGGAUGAAUCAAAAAGGCCAAAGUACAAAGAGCUUCUGAAACAUUCUUUCAUUGUGAUGUAUGAACAGCGCACAGUAGAUGUCGCUGCGUACGUCAUCAAAAUCCUGGAUCAGAUGCCAGCGACUCCCAGCUCCCCAAUGUAUGUUGAUUGAUGAGUCUCUAGCAGAAAUGUCUGCAAGCAAACGAGAAGCAGAGAGGUUGUGUCUCCUGAAGCGAUUCUCCUCCCUAUGCUCCAGCGCCAUGUGCAAUAAGAUCAGUGUUUUUUAAUCCCAUCGUGUCUGUAUGCUAUAGUCAUGUAAAGCGCAUCCCUGUAAACAUCUGGUCACCUUACUGGCGGGACGGAGAUCUUGCGACUGGAAAGCUUGGUCUGGGGCCGCCUCUUCCAUCUGUCAUACGAUAACAUGGACACCGCACGGAUCACUAGAGGAUUUUUGCCUUUUAAUAGCAGAAAGUGAGAGAUGUUGCGUCAUCAGACAACCUUCCCUCUCCCAGAGCGUGGAAGGCAAAGAAUAUGAAUUAUAAAUAUAUAUAUAAAUAUAUUUUAUUAUUUGAAUUUUUUCUUCACAAAGUGCAAUAGAUUUAACUGUUUCUCUGCCAGUCUUGUCCUAUGAUGGGUCAUACUCUGGACACUUUUUGCCCCCUCUGUCAUAAGAGGGGUUUAUUGAUUUGAAAUUCUGUUUUGCAUAGUUCUAUUAUGUUCUUGAGAGUGUUGUUUGAUUUUUUUUUCCAUUUUUUUUAAAAGAAUUAUGUUAAAUAUAGUAAAUAUCUCUUUACCAAAAAAUGAAACAAACAUUGUUGCAUUGAAGAAAUCUAACAUUAAAAUAUUAAGAGAUGGAAUAUUUCUUUCUGUCCGUGACUUUGUGUUGCAUUCCAUUUGUCAGAUUAGGCUGAGCUGGUUCUUGAUUUAGGUUUUGUCUCCUUUAAAACUUUCCCUAAGUGAAUAAAAAGUAGUUAUGCGUGAAA